Molecule: messenger RNA, 8351 nt
Organism: Hemibagrus wyckioides
Lineage: Eukaryota; Metazoa; Chordata; Actinopteri; Siluriformes; Bagridae
Gene: sema4d
Product: sema domain, immunoglobulin domain (Ig), transmembrane domain (TM) and short cytoplasmic domain, (semaphorin) 4D
Exons: 15
Coding region: 4565-7225 (886 amino acids)
Biological process (GO): semaphorin-plexin signaling pathway; neural crest cell migration; negative regulation of axon extension involved in axon guidance
Molecular function (GO): semaphorin receptor binding; chemorepellent activity
Source: RefSeq, a predicted model, not a curated record
UGCCUCCUUGACCUUAUUUUGGCUUGAUUGAAGAAAGUGAGAGAGAAAGAGACAUCUGAUGUUUUGUUAGAGAUCACAGAAGAUUGUCAGAUCCUCUGCUUAUUUAUUAUGCGUUAUAACCUCACCUGGAUAUUACAGCUAAAACUCAACAGUCCCUGAUUCAUUGAAUGAAGGUCUUUCCAUCCCUCAGUCUACAGUAUCUCUAUUCUCAGACUCCGAAUUUGUCUGGUUUCUCUCCAGGUUUCUUCCUCACGUCAUCCCAAGGAGUUUCCUCCACCACCUCCAUGCUCAUUAGGAAUAAACCAAACUCGAUACGUGGAUAUCCGAAGCUCUGCUUUGUGAAAUCAUCAUGCUACGUCCUCUCAGCUGAGCGUAUUGUGUAGCGCUUGGCUUCUUCCUCUUUUUUUUUUUUCCAUCAUUACACAACUAAUGGUUUGUCACAGACAUUUACACAGCUUUUUUUUCCUCCCAACUGGGAAUAUGUACUGUUUCUGCUGGGAUGGUGGAGUCCAAACAUCAUCUGCAUAGGAUAAGCACUCUAUGAGAACACACACACACACUUUUGAGAGAGAGAGAGAGAGAGAGAGAGAGAGAGAAGGAUUGUGGGAGAGUUCAGUGAGAAAGCUCAUUCUGCCAGAAAGGCAUUUUGGGUCGAGGCUGAGUGGCACCAUAUUGAUUCCCGAUCAAUGUGCCAUGUGAGCGGCUGCCGGGGGUGGGGGGAGGCACACACUGACGGAUAUUGUGUGAAAGAGACUUUGGCAGCAGCUGAAUGUUUCGGAUAGUCACAUGGCCGCCCGGUGGGCUCGAUGCCAUGGCAGUGACCCAUUUCCAUUUCUGAGGUGGCGAGAACGGUGUGGAUGAUGGCAAUCGUCGAACACAAUGCAGGGCGCGUUUAACUGUUUGUUUAUUUAAUUUUAUCCAGUGCGAUAUAUCCAUCUGAAGUGUUUUGCUCAGGAAUAAGCUUUAUGGGCUGCUUUUACUGGCAUUGUUUAAAAGGCUAUAAUGAAAACAUUGAAGCCUUUCAUUCCAACAGAUCCCAGAGACGCGAGUUUGAAAUAUUGCGGGUUUAAAUCCAGACAAUGUCAGCCUCUGGGUCCAAAAAACACAUCUGGACGUUACUCAGGGUGGGAUUGAUGAUGUCAUCAUCUCUCUGCUGUCAAUCACUGUGACACAAGCCAAUCACAGAACUAGCUAGUGGGUGACCAAAUUAUAAGCAUAUUUCCAUAAAAGAUAAGAUGCUGACUUGCCAAAAUAUUAACUCUGCAUAUGCUGAUCUUGGAAAAUCAGGAGCGUGUGCUGUUACUCGUGUCAUCAUUUUCUUAUAACUGCACGUCAUGUAGUAUUCAGACUCUAGUCUGUUAAAAUCCUCAAUCCUAAAUAAUCCAUGAGAUAACGUAAUAAAUAAUGGAUCCUGCCAUCUCAUCAUGACGGAGAGAAUCUGUGAGCACAGAACAAAAGUAAAAGUAUGAGUCGGCAACUUCAGAAAGAGAUUUCUCCCCUGCAGGCAUUAUUUCUUUGUGCAGUUUUAGAAUUCUGGACUUCCCCCUGCAGUAGAGACGAGGAGAAAACGAAAGCAGAUCCUUCUGAAGAAGCCUCGUGAUGAGCUUUGAAGUGUCACUCUGCUCCGGGCGAUUCUAUUCCGCCGGUCAGUACGUCUCACCUGAAGCACCGCCGUGCCGAAACGAUGAGCAUGAUGAAUUUGUUGCCACGGCAACAGAUGUCCAUGCCAACCCGCUCGUCUUUCUUUGGGCCGGAUUCCAUUUAGGCAUUCAUUUGGCAGAUGUUUGUCCUUUAUUUCUUUGGCUUUUCUUUGUCUCGUCUUUUUUUUUUUUAAAGCGCUUUGGGAUGUUUGUGUGCGCAGAGCUUUACGCUUUUGUUCCGCACCCAGACCUCAGAGUUACACCGCGCAGCGCCGAAUUAUUCAAGCUUUCACGUACAACUCGUUAUCUUGAAAUCUGAACUUGCCAGAGAUUAGAUUUCUUCACUCCGCUUUCGUGAAGAGUGAAAAAGCGGGCUCGCCACACCAGAAUUUCGUGCGAUGCUUAUCUGCUAGAAACGAGCGUGAAAUCUUUCGUUCGGUAUUUUCUACGCAGACGUGGUUGCGGCUCUCGUCUCUAUAGACCUGCAGAAAUCCUUUCAGCAAACUGUAAAAGCCUGUAAACCUGCUCGACUAGAUCUUAACUCCGUCCCUUCCUCUCUGACACGCAAUGGGAUUCACAGUGUUUGGAAUGAAGUACACACACACACACACACACACACACAUCUGCUUUGUUUUAAAAAAUGAAACAAGACAACAUUUUUCCUCAUAUCACCUUCCUGAAUAUAUUUAUUGUUGUUGUUUUUUGCUCUGAAAAGCCCUCAAGGCGUUGUGAUUCUCCUUUCAGCAGGCUUCGGGCUUCAGGUUCUUGUAUUUCUCGUGUUUUUUAUUUCGUACAGUGCCUACUCUCAGGUUAAGAACCGAGCUUUUCUACCUUUUUAACUCUGGAGUUCUCAAGUUUCUCCUAUUCAGGUGAGCUCUGUGUCUCUAAAGACCGGGCUUUUCGUAACCACUGAUAAACUCUCCGCCGAGACUUUUUUUUUUUUUUUUACCCAGGCGUCCGAGCUCUCGCUCCGUCACUCGUACCAGAAACCAUCAUGGAGGUAUUUUUUCAGGGAUAACAGGUUCACGUGUGCCCAAGUCACUUCAACGAGGUACUUGAUGUUGCGGUCAUGUUACAAGUGCUGGAUUAGCGAUGUUUUGUUUUUUAAUGGCGCAACUCUGCUUUGAGUGUUGACUGGCAGCCAAAAUGCUUCCUACUGAAGAACAUGUCGGCUCCGUUUUGUUUUAAUAAGCAUGUCAUGUUAAAGUCAGAGUGAAAUCCGGCACACUCUGCUGACGGAGUUAUAGCUUUACGAGCCCGGGCGUGAUACACUAACGCUAACACUAACCAGUUACGUAACGCUGUGACGAGCGAGGAUACGCCGAGCAUAAAGGAAAGGUAAACACUACACUCGGGAUCAUCUCCGGUUUUUAUUCUCUGACCUGUUUGUGUGCUGUGUUUUUAUGAUGCACUGAUUACACGGUCAAUACUGCGACAGAUUGUAUCCGAAGAAUAUCCUGUAUAUUGAGACGUAACAGUUUUUUCUUUAAAUAAGAACUAUUGAACUUGGAUUCUGUUCAUUUGGAUUUUGAACCUUACUUUCGUUAGAGUUUAUAUUUAAAUAAAAUAUCGUUGGCUUUGAUGAAACGUUCCUGUGAUGUGAUGUAUCGUACAAGUGCCUUCUCCUUUAUUACCUAAACCUGCUGAGUAACAUGUUGCAUGUUGGAUGAAUUGAAUCAGCUCUCUGAGGUCCUGAGAUCUUUAAUCUCGAGCAUCAUCUUUCACCUGCGAGCCUGAAGAAUAGCAGAUCUGUGUGUGUGUGCACACCCUGCUUUAUCCACAGCUCUGCUUCUGCUGCUGUAUGACCUCGGAUGCCUGCGGAGAACCCGCAGUAACCCUGUCCUAUCAGGCUCUCAGGAACAGAACCAGGAUCGGUUUGGAUUAGAUCGGUGAUCGACGUGAUUUGAAAACACUCACAUGUGCACGUUAGCCCAGGGGAAGAAUAACAUUCAGGAUAUAAAUACUGAAACACGGAUUUGGGAAAACCUGGAAACAGCGUCUUCAGCCACAGCAAUCUCUGAUUGGACGAUAUCCCAGAAGCCUUUAGUUCCUGCUGGUCUUAUCCAGAAUCUCACUUCGUGGUGCAGUUUGUUGUAGAUUCUGGAUGCAUUCUUAUAUAAGUGUAAUUUAUUUCAAGUAAAAAAUCACAGAGCUUGGAGUUCCAUCGUGAUCAGCAGCCGUGAUCGGCGGAGUCUGAGUACAUUUGUAUCUUUUGCGCAGUUUUACGUGCUGUGCAUUUUCAGAAACAUGGAUAAUUUUGCUUUAAAAGUUUCUCAACACGCAGAGAAAACACUACGCUUUUGAAAAAAGCCGCAUAGCUGUGGGCGGAGCCUGAGAUUUUCAUUGACUCAAUGAUAAGAACUUUUUGCUUGAAGUGUGUGUGUGUGAGGGAGAGAGAGCAGCUCGUUAUACCUCCUUGUCUGACAGAGCUGGCUCCAGCAAACCUGACAAUAUGGAGUGAGAGCACUUUAUCAUCCUCGAUGCUAAUUUUGGCCUCCAUGUGUCCUGACUUGUGUUUGAACCCCCCUCCGUGGGCCCGAGGCCAGGCCAUUCGAGCUGCACGUUGUGUAAACGAUAAUGUUUUGGAACAAGCGACACCUCAGCUGCUGCUCCUCAGGCCUGGAAGGCAUACUGUUGCUAGGUGUUAGGCUUCCAUGUGUCAGGAAGCCGAAGGCUUUGCACUGAAUGCGGCGCAAAUGAGAAUUUUUCGGAGGAGUUGUUGAUCACAGGGACGUUACACCCUGUUCUGGUUCACGCUACAUCUCCAAGUUCAUUCAGAGUGCAGAGGCUUCAUGUGUCUCGGAGGGAAGAAUGCAGGAGUUUGUCUGGACACAAAGCUAACGGUGAACAGAAGGGUUCUAAAUGCAUGGAGGAUGUUCUAGUGCAGAGGUAACCUCACGCUACCCAAGAUCCCGGAGUCUAACAUGGCUCUCAGUGUGCUGGGAGUUUUCCUGGGAUUGCUUCUGGAAGUUUCCGCUCACGGACCAUCCAGCGUUCCCAGGACUUCGUGGAGACACGAAGAGAUGAGCCUGGUGGAGUUCUCCGAGCCGGGUGUGUUUAACUACUCCACUCUGUUGCUGAAUGAGGAGCGAGGUGCGCUGUACGUCGGGGCCAGCGAGGCCAUCUUUGAGCUCGACGUCAACGACGUGUCAGUCAAAAAUAACCAGGUUCAGUGGAAGGUUCCGACCCGUGAGAAGUCGCUGUGCACCUUAAAAGGGAAAUCUGAAGAGACGGACUGUAGAAACUACAUCCGGGUUCUUCAGGUGCUGGAUGAAGAACAUCUGUUCGUGUGUGGGACCCAUGCCUUUCAGCCGCUCUGCGAUUACCUGUCUUUAAAGGACUUCACACUGAUGGGGAAGCAGGACGACGGCAGAGGGAAGUGUUCGUUCGACCCUACUCAGAGUUUUACCACGGUCAUGGUUGAUGGUGAGUUGUACUCUGGGACUGCGUACAACUUCCUGGGCAGCGAGCCGAUCAUCUCCAGGUUCUCGCGGCCUCAUAGCCUGCUGCGGACCGAGUACUCCACGUCCUGGCUCAAUGAGCCCAGGUUCGUGUUUGCAGACGUUAUCCGGGAGGGAAGCAGCAGUCCGGAUGGAGACGACGAUAAGAUUUACUACUUCUUCACAGAGGUCUCUGUGGAGUACGAGUUCUUUGGGAAGCUGCUGAUUCCCCGUAUCGCCCGCGUGUGCAAGGGCGACUUGGGAGGUCAGAGGACUCUGCAGAAAAAGUGGACGUCCUUCCUGAAGGCCAAGCUGGUGUGCUCCAUGCCUGAGCUCAAUUUCGUCUUCAACGUCGUCCAUGACGUGUUCAUAGUUAAAACCGCUGACUGGAGAGAAACGGUCAUCUACGGCGUCUUCACUUCCCAGUGGGGGAACAUGGGCCUCUCCGCCGUGUGUGCGUAUAACAUGACCUCAGUGGACGAGGUGUUCUCUAAGGGGAAGUACAUGCAGAAGGCCACGGUGGAGCAAUCCCACACCAAGUGGGUCCAAUACAACGGCAUCACACCUUCUCCCAGACCCGGAGUGUGCAUUAACAACCAGAACCGCAUGCAGAACAUCACCAACUCCCUGCUGCUGCCCGACAAGACGCUGCAGUUUGUGAGGGACCACCCGCUCAUGGCUGACCCCGUGCUGCCCAUCGGCCAGGGGCCGCGCCUCACCGCCAAGGACGUCAACUACACACAGAUCGUCGUGGAGAGAGUCACCGCCCUCGACAACAACAUCUACGAUGUUCUCUUCACUGCCACCGAUAAAGGGUUUUUGCACAAAUCCGUGGUGUACGAAGGAGGCUCGCACAUAAUCGAAGAGAUCCAGCUGCUGAAAAACCCCCAGCCAAUCAAAACCCUGCUGCUCUCCACAAAAGAGGGCAGCUUCCUGUACGCAGGUUCGGACUCAGGGGUCGUCCAGUCUCCCACCGCCUUCUGCGACAAAUACGUGACCUGUACAGACUGCGUUCUCACCCGCGACCCGUACUGCGCCUGGGACACGCACGCUGCUUCCUGUAUCAACAUUUUCCAGAAGCAGGAUAACAGACCGCCUCGGAAGUAUAUUCAGAACCUGAGAGGAGAUGCAGAUGUGUGUCCAUCAGUGAGACCGCGCUCCAUAGACAGGCCGCAGCAGGUGGUGGUGAAGCCGGGCAGUUCGGCGGAGCUGGCGUGUAGCGUGCGCUCCAACCUGGCGCAGGUGUUUUGGAAGGUCAACGACAGUGUCCUGAACGAGUCGGCUCACUUCCUCCUGAUGAGUGACUCGGCGCUGCUCGUCUACAGCGUGACUCCACAGAACCAGGGCCGCUACGAGUGCUGGACCGUCGAGUCCGCUGCCGGGAAGAACUUCACCCGGCUGCAGGCCUCCUACAUCCUCCGCCUGGAGCUUCACGAAAUCUCUCCUGCCUCCACACUCGAGAUCGUCGACGUUCCUAAUCCCGAUCCAUCCACAUCACACACCACCACCACCAGCAUCACCGCCACCACGGCACCACGAGGUAAUAACGGCCACAGUAACACCGCAGGACCUUCACCACUAACGCCAUCUACUCGCUCCAGUGUGCCUCCGCCCCCACUAACCCGCCCUGUUACCACGGCUAACGUCUACGCCGCGAAAGCAGAAACUAAACAUUAUGACCCUCGUCAGAGUAGCAAUUCGCAAAAUCAAGGACCUGAGAUCAAGGAUCCACACGCAAAGUACAUUCAGUACGACAAUAGUAAAGCCUUAUUGUUCCUCUUCCUGCUCUUCUUCCUGCUGUUCCUGUGGGGCCUGGCGUACAACUGCUACAUGCAGUACCUUCCGGGUCCGUGUCUGAGGCUCCGAUCCGCCAUGCUCGGCUCGCAGAAGAAGCCGCAGCGCGAGUACGCAUCCUGUGAGGCGGGAUUGAUGGACGUGUUGCCGGAAAAACGGGACCGGAACGAACCGCCACAUCAGAACGGAGCUCUCCGUGACACAGGAUACGAAACGGAACCGGAAUGCGGAAACGGCAAAAUUCCAUCAAACAGCUACGAAGAGGACAAUGAAAGCGCCUUGAAACAGGGACCGUUCGACGUAAACUGCGAAUCGCAGCCGAUCGAGUACGCAGACGCCGACACAUCGUAACGGAAAGAGACGACUUUUCUCCAGACGUGUUCCGAUGUUCGGAUAGAUUUUAUUCCCAAACGUCGCAUACCCAAACACGACCACUUGUUCUUUCUUCAUGAUUUUGCUGUCUCACUUUUUCUUUUUUUUUCUUUUUUUUUUGACAAUCCAAUUUUCGACAGCGUCGCAUUUUUUGCGUAGAUCAUCAAGCAAAAAAUAAAUAAAUCCACAUGAUUCCAAAUUGGAAACAUGGUUUACCAAAUUGGUAAGUUUACUCAAUGUUUUCCAAAUUGGAGUAUUAAUUUUUUUUUUUUUUUAAAGGUGGGCAGAGACUGUUUCCUGUUUUUUUUUUUUUUUUGGUUCCUCUCUUCCCCCUACCCUACGAUCUGUUGCGCUGUUUGUUGCGUUGUUGUUGCGUGUUACUCUCAGGGACGUUGAUCACAUUUUGCCAAAUCUUUCCCGGUCAGCACACGACGGAAGGAUCCAACGCUGUCCUGUUUUUAAAAAGAAAAAUUCCAUCCGGAAUUGCGGACAGAUCGAUGAGCUAACACGAACAUCGGAAGGAAAAACCUUCCUCAUGAGUUAUGAGUGAAUUAUGAGUUAAGACUGAAGAUGAUGAUGCAACAGUAUUUGUUCCCCAAUGACAUGCAAAAAAAAAGAAAGAAUCGUACAAUAAACUCUGAGCGUUCAGUGAUGCUGAUAGUGAUACUGGAGUCCCGGGGAAGAAGUUGGCGUUCCGGGCUCGGUUCUUUUUACCCUGUGGUUCUGUGAUUCUUAUUCACUCACAGUAUGUUGAUGUGAACUUCCUGGGUUCCUGUCUAACAGCGCUGAUCCUGGAGAAACCCCUGCGUCCUGCACGAUCGGAACAGGAACACAUGCAGAAAUGAGGCUUCUCCAGGAGGAAGAUGAUUAUUUAAAUCUUUUAUUUAUUUUAUUUUUAUUUUUAAGCAUCUAAAUAAGGUUACUAGUCAUUUGGAGGGUUUUUUUUCUUUCUCAUUAACUAACAAAUUCUCAUUUUCCAUCUCACCUCUGUGUGUGUGUGUGUGUGUGUGUGUGGUUUCCGAAUUUCUUACUGUGUCCUCUCACUCUCUCUCUCUCUCUCUAUCUCACUUUCUCCCCCUGCACAGCUUGCCCAUCUUUUCCUUCC